Molecule: messenger RNA, 309 nt
Organism: Suillus plorans
Lineage: Eukaryota; Fungi; Basidiomycota; Agaricomycetes; Boletales; Suillaceae
Product: Tim10/DDP family zinc finger-domain-containing protein
Exons: 5
Coding region: 1-309 (102 amino acids)
Source: RefSeq, a predicted model, not a curated record
AUGUCCGACUUCUUCAAAUCGUCGUCAUCGUCUAGUUCUCCGUCAGACAUGACUGCAAAAAAAGAAGCCGUGAUGAAUGGUGUGCGCUCCGAGAUUGCCCUUGCUAGCGCGCAGGAGCUUAUAAACAAAACGAACGAGAAAUGCUUCGCUAAGUGCAUAGCGAAACCUGGGACCUCCUUGUCUAGCUCAGAGGAGACAUGUUUGUCUCGAUGCCUCGAACGUUACCUGGAAACAUUCAACAUAAUUAGCAAAACCUACAGUGCCCGCUUGAGCAGAGAACGCGAGCAGCGGCAACUUAAUCAGAUAUAG